Melospiza melodia melodia is the source of this 849-nucleotide messenger RNA. Its product is annotated as class II histocompatibility antigen, B-L beta chain-like. Gene Ontology annotation, biological process: antigen processing and presentation; immune response. NCBI's taxonomy places the organism in Eukaryota, Metazoa, Chordata, Aves, Passeriformes, Passerellidae. The coding region runs from base 1 to 849 and encodes 282 amino acids. Gene Ontology annotation, cellular component: membrane; MHC class II protein complex. The transcript is spliced from 5 exons. The record is from RefSeq and is a predicted model, not a curated record.
AUGGGGCGAGGGGCGGCAGCUGGGGCCCUGCUGGUGGCACUGGUGGUGCUGGGAGCCCCCCCGGCUGCGGGCGCGGAGCUCUCGGGAGUGUUCCAGGAGAUGAGAACGAGAGAGUGUCACUUCAUUAUUGGUACGGAGAAGGUGAGGUUCGUGAGGAGGUACAUCUACAACCGGAAGCAGUACAUGAUGUUCGACAGCGACGUGGGGGUGUUCGUGGGAGACACCCCCUAUGGGGAGACACAGGCUCGGUGCUGCAACGGAAUCCCGGAAAUACUGGAGGAUAAUCGGGCUGCGGUUUACACGUUCUGCCGGGCCGGCUGCGAGCUUGCUGCCCCGUUCCUCACGGGGCACCGAGAUGAGCGCGGGGCAGAGCUGCCCCCCAGCGUGUCCAUCUCGCUGGUGCCCCCCUCGAGCUCCCAGCCCGGCCCCGGCCGCCUGCUCUGCUCCGUGAUGGAUUUCUACCCUGCUGCCAUCCAGGUGAGGUGGUUCCAGGGCCAGCAGGAGCUCUCGGAGCACGUGGUGGCCACCGACGUGGUCCCCAACGGGGACUGGACCCACCAGCUGCUGGUGCUGCUGGAAACGCCGCCCCGGCGCGGGCUCAGCUACAGCUGCCAGGUGGAGCACGUCAGCCUGGAGCAGGCCCUGAGGCGGCACUGGGAGAUGCCGCCGGACGCCGCCCGCAUCAAGAUGCUGACGGGCAUCGGGGGCUUCGUCUUGGGCUUCGUCUUCCUGGCGCUGGGGCUCGGCUUCUCCCUGCGCAAGAAGAGCUGCAGCCCCCCCGGCCCCGUCAGCAUCGCCCCCUCCCCACAUCCUGCACUGAGCAGGGAGGGAGAGCUCAACCCUUAUUAG